Messenger RNA from Rotaria socialis, 759 nucleotides. NCBI's taxonomy places the organism in Eukaryota, Metazoa, Rotifera, Eurotatoria, Philodinida, Philodinidae. The record is from the annotation of a GenBank genome assembly.
AUGAACGAUGAUAUGUGUCGACAAGUAUUUAUUAAAAACAUUCCAUAUGAAAUAGACGAUGACGCUUUGUCAGAAUGGUGUUCUUCAUUUGGUCCAAUAACUAAAUGUUCCUUAAAGCGUGAUAAAUUGGGAAACUCUCGUGGUUUCGCUUUUAUUACAUUUGCCAGCAUCGCUGGUCACGAUAACAUAGUGAGUAAUGCACCACAUUAUUGUCUUGGUCGUCUUUUACUUGUAAAACCAGCCAAUGAGGAAACAUAUUCCAAUGAAAGUCAAGUAAAUUCUUCUUUAGAUCCACCAUCUCAAACAAUAUCAUCUACAAAUGAUAAUUUCCAUUCAACAACGAUAGAUAAUAGUUUUAUUUAUGAUGAUGUUAACGAUAAUCGUUUAGCAUCAUUACACGAUGAGCUUGAAGCUAAUCUUGAAUGUAUGCAAAUAGCCCAUGGACAUGAAAUCAAAGUUUUACGUGAUAAACUUGCACGUGAAAAAAAACUAAAAGCAGAUGCCGAAGAAUCAUAUAAGGAAGCUGAAGAAGAUUGGAGUAAAGUCAACGCUGAAAAUAUUCGAUUACGAACAAGUUUAAUUAAAAAUGUUAUGCAAACAUUUAAUAUACGCAGAGAUUUAGCACGCCGAACAAAAGAUCAACUUAAACAAUGUGAACAAGUCGAAAAACAAUUUCAAGAUAUUCGAUCAAGCCGAAUGAUGCCCACUAUAAACAAAGCACUGAAAAAUCAAACAUAUAAUAAUACAAAAACAAAAUAA